Phragmites australis (common reed) is the source of this 3379-nucleotide messenger RNA. RefSeq names its product probable LRR receptor-like serine/threonine-protein kinase At1g56130. The transcript has 24 exons. Bases 7 to 3177 code for a protein of 1056 amino acids. Lineage: Eukaryota; Viridiplantae; Streptophyta; Magnoliopsida; Poales; Poaceae. Gene Ontology annotation, molecular function: protein kinase activity; ATP binding; protein binding. The record is from RefSeq and is a predicted model, not a curated record. Gene Ontology annotation, biological process: protein phosphorylation.
CAUGGCAUGCACACAACUGUGUCCUUGUGUGCAUAUUUAAAUAGCAUCCAACUCGUCUCUGUGUGUGAGAGAGAGAUGACCAUGGGAUGCAGGAGCAGGAGCAGCAGCAGCAGCAGCGGUGGCCAUGGGCAGCUCGUGUGGCUGCUCCUGCUUGCGUGCUCAUGGGUUGCAGCUGCUCAAGCUCAGCAAGCACCAAGAACCGAUCCGAUUGAAGUGGCGGCGCUGAACACGAUCCUGGGGCGAUGGGGCCGGCGCGCGUCGUCGGCGUGGAACAUCAGCGGCGAGCCAUGCAGCGGCGUCGCCGUCGACACCACCGACGUCGACAACAACCCCAGCAUCAAUCCGGCCAUCAAGUGCGACUGCUCCUUCAACGUCUCCACCGUCUGCCACAUCACCAAGCUGAAAGUGUAUGCCUUGAACGUUGUCGGUCAGAUACCUGCGGAGUUGCAGAAUCUCACCUAUCUGAAUAACUUGAACCUCAUGCAAAAUUAUUUGACAGGUCCCCUGCCAUCAUUUAUUGGAAAAUUUACUGCCAUGCAGUACUUGUCUGUGGCAAUCAAUCCGCUCUCAGGACCACUUCCAAAGGAGCUUGGGAAUCUUACAAAUCUCAUCUCAUUGGGCAUUAGCUUGAACAAUUUUACCGGCGCACUUCCUUCUGAACUGGGCAACUUGGCCAAACUGGAGCAACUGUACUUUGAUAGCUCUGGCUUCAGCGGUCCAUUCCCUUCGACGUUCUCAAAGCUUAAGAACUUGAAGAUCCUGUGGGCAUCCGACAACGAUUUCACAGGCAAAAUACCUGAUUUUAUCGGGAGCUUGACUAAGUUGCAAGAUCUGAGGUUCCAAGGAAAUUCUUUUCAAGGCCCAAUCCCAGCAAGUCUGUCCAAUCUAACCAACUUGACAAUCUUACGGAUUGGUGAUCUUGUAAAUGGAAGCUCUUCAUUGGGCUUUAUCAGUAACCUGACAUUAUUGAACGUCCUAAUAUUGAGGAACUGCAGGAUAUCUGAUAAUCUUGCAACAGUAAACUUUUCUAAUCUUGCAGGAUUAACCUUACUGGACUUGAGUUUUAACAAUAUCACAGGCCAAAUUCCUCAAUCCAUCCUGAAUCUGGAAACGCUUGGGUUCUUGUUUCUCGGGAAUAAUAGCCUUUUAGGAAGCCUGCCUGAUGAAAAAAGCCCUUCACUAAACAAUUUAGAUUUUUCGUACAACCAGCUCUCGGGUAGCUUUCCUUCUUGGGCUACCCAGAACAAUUUGCAAUUGAAUUUGGUGGCAAACAAUUUCGUUCUUGGUCGCAACAACAACAGCAUUUUACCUUCAGGCCUAAACUGUCUCCAGCAAGAUAUUCCUUGUUUCCGUGGUUCUCCAGAAUAUUUUUCUGUUGCGGUAGACUGUGGCAGUAAUAGAUCUAUGAGGGGCUCAGACAAUACUUUUUACGAUAUUGAUCCUACCAAUAUUGGAGCUGCAUCAUAUUAUGUUACCGGUCGAACAAGAUGGGGUGUUAGCAAUGUAGGAAAAUUCAACGAGGCGCCAAAUGGAAGUUACAUAAUUUACAGCUCCAACCAGUUUCAGAAUGCACUGGAUUCAGAAUUGUUUCAGACUGCAAGAAUGUCACCAUCAUCUCUGAGGUACUAUGGCAUUGGACUUGAGAAUGGAAAUUACACUGUGGAGCUUCAGUUUGCAGAGUUUGCUUAUCCAGACACGCAGACUUGGCAAAGCACGGGAAGGAGAGUUUUCGACAUAUAUGUCCAGGGUGAUCUGAAAGAAAAGAACUUCGACGUGAGGAAGACGGCUGGUGGAAAAUCUUAUACUGCAGUGUAUAACAGAUACAAUGCAACUGUGUCCAAAAACUUCCUUGAGAUCCAUCUCUUCUGGGCUGGCAAGGGAACCUGUUGCAUUCCUACUCAAGGAUACUACGGACCGAUGAUUUCUGCAUUUAGCGUGACACCAAAUUUUACUCCUACUGUGCGAAACGGUGUUCCCAAAAAGAAAAGUAAAGCAGGUGCAAUUGCAGGAAUUGUGAUUGGUGCUUCAGUAUUAGGACUAGCAGCCCUAGCUGGAAUCUUUAUGUUGGUACAGAAGAGAAGAAGAGUUGCACUGCAGCAAGAAGAGCUUUACAACAUGGUCGGAAGACCAAAUGUCUUCCGUAACGCUGAACUGAAGUUAGCUACAGACAAUUUCAGUCCUCAAAACAUUCUUGGAGAAGGCGGAUAUGGGACAGUUUAUAAGGGUAAGCUACCUGAUGGAAGGGUAAUAGCUGUGAAGCAACUUUCUCAAACAUCUCAUCAAGGGAAAAGGCAGUUUGUGACAGAAGUGGCAACAAUUUCUGCCGUGCAACACCGGAAUCUUGUGAAGCUGUAUGGUUGCUGCAUUGACAGUAACACCCACCUACUGGUCUAUGAGUACCUUGAGAACCGAAGCCUCGAUCGAGCACUCUUCAGGGACAGUAGCUUGAACCUGGACUGGCCAACGCGCUUCGAGAUCAUUUUAGGCAUCGCAAGAGGCCUAACUUAUCUUCAUGAAGAGUCCAGUGUGCGCAUCGUGCACAGGGACAUCAAAGCCAGCAAUGUCCUACUCGACACCGACCUCACCCCCAAGAUCUCUGAUUUCGGGCUCGCCAAGCUCUAUGAUGAGAAGAAGACUCAUGUCAGCACCAAAAUAGCUGGCACAUUUGGCUAUCUGGCUCCUGAAUAUGCAAUGAGAGGCCAUCUGACUGAAAAGGCCGAUGUUUUUGCAUUUGGGGUGGUCGCACUGGAGACUGUCGCCGGCCGGUCAAACACCGAAAAUACCCUGGAGGAAGACAAGAUCUAUCUCUUUGAGUGGGUCUGGGAGCUGUAUGAAAGGGACCAUGCACUUGGCAUCUUGGACCCAAGGCUUGAAGAAUUCGACAAUGAGGAGGCCUUAAGAGUCAUCCACGUCGCACUCCUCUGCACGCAGGGCUCACCUCACCAGCGGCCACCGAUGUCUAGGGUCGUGGCGAUGCUCACUGGAGACAUUGAAGUGACUGAGGUGGUGACGAAGCCAAGCUACAUCACUGAGUGGCAGCUCAGGGGCGGCGAUACCAGCUACGUUACCACUGACUACUCUGGAGAUACAACCGGUGAGUUCAGCGCGCAGAGGGAGACCAUUGUGCCUCUAACUCCACCACCGGCGAUCACUGGAGUUAGCGACGGGGGAAGGUGAUUGCAGGCUGCUACUAGUUUUAAUAUGAACUGCGAAUCAUCGUGCAUAAUUGGAUGUUCAUGUGAAAUGUGGCAGACAAAAUGAUAUGCUAGAUUUCUUUCUUUCCUUUUUCCCUUUUGGCGAGGUGUAUGCUAGUAUUUGAUUGAUAAAGCGUUAUACGCUGAGAAUGUUCUCAGGUUGAUAAUGCAGUGUUCUUUUCAUA